GCUCUCAGAGUGCAGAGGCUGAGCACUGCCAGGCAGAUAGUGAGAUCGAGGACGGGACAGGGCAGGAGACGCAGAAAAAAAGGGAGGGAGACAGAGGCACAGCAGGAGUUACCCAGUCUUCCUAUGCAAGAAGGAGCUCUUUCAACGGAUUCUAAGGGCACUUGCUAAAAAAUCACUCCCUUUGAUCCAAAUAAGCCAUUGCAUUAAUUCUGGCAGGAUAAACAGCACAAUACACUUUUGGAAGAAAGAGGUUUUACACAGCGACUUUACCUUCUGUCCUGGGCAGGUGAACAUGGGCGGUUCGGUGUGUUUCCCCGCCGAUUAAUGGGUUUGCUUGCCUGGUCUGAUCGGAGCAAGUGUGUAAAUGUUCGGUCUGGUCUCCACCUAAAUCCACGGUUUACCAGUGAUCGUGUAUACCAGCCAGGGGGGGAGUUGGGUGCAUAUUACAGGUUGCACCUUCAAACGGCCGAUGGAAACAGAGCCGGUCUGGAUCCAAUGCACACUCGAUCGAAAGCUCUGCACUGAGGGAUGCUACUGAAUUUGGGAGAUGCAGGAGCCGUUUCACAGCUCCUGAACAUCGUUAUUUUGAUUCCGAAUAAAACGACAUUUCUAAAACACGAUGAGAUCCUACCUGCGUUUUUUAGUGUUAAUCUUAUUGUGCUUGCCCCUUACUGUCAGUGAAGAAGGCGAGAUCCCGCAGGAAAUUAUUGAGAAACUAGCUCACAGCGAAAUCCGUAGCAUCAGCGAUCUGCAGCGCCUCCUGGAGAUUGACUCCGUAGGUGAGGAAGAGGAUGCAGAGGCCAGCAUGAGACCUCAUGGUACUCAUUCUUCUCGACACCAUCCCAUAUCCAUUCGCAAGAAGCGUAGCAUCGAGGAAGCUGUCCUUGCAGUCUGUAAAACGAGGACUGUUAUUUACGAAAUACCUCGUAGCCAGGUUGAUCCCGCUUCAGCAAACUUUCUGAUAUGGCCGCCGUGUGUGGAGGUGAAACGCUGCACUGGUUGUUGCAACACUAGUAGUUUGUCAUGCCAACCGUCACAGAUACAUCACAGAGUGGUAAAGGUGGCAAAAGUGGAAUUUGUUAGAAGAAAAACAAAAUUAAAGGAGGUUCUUGUAAGAUUAGAAGAACAUUUGGAGUGUGUAUGUGUACCACAGCAUUCAAAUUCAGAUUUAAGAGAAGAAGAAACAGGGCCUUUUAUCAUCCCUACACUUAUAUUAACAGGAAGACCUAGGGAUAAAGGUAAAAAGCGGAAACGAAAAAAAAUUAAGAUCUACAAAAACACUUCAGCAGCUGUAUGACUAUAAGAUGUGAGGUGAAGAUAAGCUACAGAAAGAUAUUCAUUUGAAAAACGGGUGGAUCAGCUUUGUUCUACCCCGUGAACUUAACACAAAUGGUGCUUUAUUUAUUUGUUCUCGUAUGUGAAACAUGGAUCAAGUGAUGCUUAAUGAGGACAAAGGGAGCAAGCUACAUUUGUUCUUUAUAAGACAUUAAAUAAUUGAGUUGCAGCACUCCGUUCUUUCUUGGAAACUGAUAAUAAUGUACAUGGAAAAAAAUGGAAGAAUACCAGAUACCAAGAUGUCAAAAAGUCCAAGUGAAUGGAAGACCAUUGUCAUAGUGGAUAAAAGAAAUUAUUCUUUUGCUUAAAAAAGCCAUUUCACUUAGUUGAGCUUGAUGGAUAAAAGUGACUGCAAGCAAACUCAAAAGGACUGCAUUAGCAGCCAUUCAGAUACAGCAAAACGAAGCACAGGGUUUCUAAAGAAGAGUUGUGGAAAAGAUGUUAUGAGAAGACUUAUGAGGAUUGGUUAUCGCCAACUAAUGCUGGCAGAGUGAUUCCUCAUCGCGACGUUCGUUGUGUAGUCUUGUCUGAUUGAACUACAUUCUAUUUUAUUAUACAUGCAAGAAACUUCAGGCACUAUGUGCCUUAUAUCAUGACUUUACUAGCAGGAUGCAAUCUAUUGAGCUAUGUUAAAACCAUAAGCAUAUAUCUGUGCAUACAUGUCAUUACUGUGUCUCAUUUUGACUUCCUUCUAAUUUAAAGCAUUAAAUAAAAUACUGUGCUUAAAUCAUAGGAUAUACAUGCAGACUAUUUUCCACUGGCACGUGCCAAUGUGACAGCAAUAUUGUAUUAAUAACGUGUCACUGUUUCUAGUAUAUGUUAAUGAUACAUCACAUGUAACUAUGUUAAAUGUAAAAAAAAAAUUCUUAUAGCUGCGAUGUACAAUAUAACUGUAGCAGUAAUACAGCUGCUAUAGUCAUUUGAACAAAGAAACUAAAUUCUUUAUUUUUGGUAAAAUGUUAUGCUUACAUGUAUUCAACAGAAAUAUGUGUCUUUUGUAAAGGUGAAGUUUGUAUUUUUAUCUGAAAAUUAACAGGUUUUUAUACUAUCAGAA
Molecule: messenger RNA, 2389 nt
Organism: Protopterus annectens (West African lungfish)
Lineage: Eukaryota; Metazoa; Chordata; Ceratodontiformes; Protopteridae
Gene: PDGFA
Product: platelet derived growth factor subunit A
Exons: 7
Coding region: 620-1297 (225 amino acids)
Biological process (GO): positive regulation of MAP kinase activity; positive regulation of cell population proliferation; platelet-derived growth factor receptor signaling pathway
Cellular component (GO): membrane
Molecular function (GO): platelet-derived growth factor receptor binding; growth factor activity
Source: RefSeq, a predicted model, not a curated record